This is a messenger RNA of Protobothrops mucrosquamatus (brown spotted pit viper), 3663 nucleotides long. RefSeq names its product tectonin beta-propeller repeat containing 1 (gene TECPR1). The transcript has 24 exons. The record is from RefSeq and is a predicted model, not a curated record. Gene Ontology annotation, cellular component: membrane. The coding region runs from base 1 to 3555 and encodes 1184 amino acids. Lineage: Eukaryota; Metazoa; Chordata; Lepidosauria; Squamata; Viperidae.
AUGAGCGGCUCCCAAUCUCUCCUGUGGGCUGUGGAUAUUUUUGGGAGAGUGUACACCUUAUCCACCACCGGCCAGUACUGGGAGCUGUGCAAAGACGGGGAGCUGGAAUUGAAGCGGGUUUCGGCCAUCAAGCAGUGCUGCUGGGGACUCGCCUGCGAUCACCGAGUCUACGUUUACGUACACGCUAGUGACGUCCCCAUCCGGUUCAAAGAGGAAACCUAUGAGAAUCAGCGCUGGAACCCGGUGGUCGGCUUUUGUGACAGCCUGCUGCCCAGUGACCGCUGGCCAUGGAGCGACAUCAGUGGGCUGAAGCAUCUGCAGCUGGAAAGCUUUGCCCUGCCGUCGCCUCACUGGGAGUGGGAAUCUGACUGGUACGUGGAUGAAAAUUUUGGAGGGGAAGCCACAGAGAAAGGGGGGUGGACCUACGCCAUCGAUUUCCCUGCCACGUACACCAAAGACAAGCGCUGGAAUUCCUGUGUCAGACGAAGAAGGUGGACUCGGUACAGAAGGUACAAAGCACGGGACACCUGGGCAAAGAUUCCACCCCAUCAAGAUCCGAAGCAGUUGCCAGAUCCGUUUAAUGACAUCUCCGUGGGAGGCUGGGAGAUCACCGAUGAACCUCUGGGUCGACUCUCAGUCUGGGCCGUCACUCUGCAAGGCAAAAUCUGGUACCGGAAUGACGUCACACAUCACAAUCCUGAAGGAUCUUCCUGGACCUUAAUACCCGCUCCGGGCGAAGCCAUACAGAUCAGCUGUGGACCCUACGAUCUCCUCUGGGCCACCUGCUGGGAAGGACAGGCGAUCGUGAGAGAAGGGAUCGACCGAAACAACCUCCAAGGAACCUCUUGGACCCUUGUGGACCCACCGGUUGCCGACAAUGGGAUUUCGCAUGUGUCUGUUGGGGUGAACGUGGUCUGGGCUGUCACGAAAGACAGAAAAGUGUGGUUCCGGCGGGGCGUGAACUCCUACAAUCCUUGUGGCACCAGCUGGAUUGAGAUGAUUGGUGAAAUGCAGAUGGUGGACGUGGGCUUAAAUGACCAGGUUUGGGGGAUCAGCUGCGAGGACCGAGCGAUUUACUUCCGCCAGGGCGUCACCCCAAGUGAGCUGAGUGGGAAGAUGUGGAAAGCAAUUGCCUGCAACCGAGAGAGCGACCGAUCUCAAACCGGCAGCUCCACCAGCCUCCUGAGCGCUGGCUGCUUCUUUACGGAGGACAUCAAAGAGCAAAGCCCCUCCAUUUUUCAAAGCGAUGGAGACUCCCAGACUGAGUCAGAAUCCCUUCCGGAUGAUGCUGGACCUGGUCCUGAUGCCACUAACAGUCCCCAUCCGGUCCCGGAGCUGGAUAUGGACCCGCUAGCCAAUGCUCUGGAGGAAGCUACAGCUGGGUCCGAUGGAGACCACCGAGGUGCCCCAGAUAAACCCCUCCCCAGUCUGGACUCGCCUCCGCCCAAGCUUCAGUGGACCAACAUCGACUUAAAAGAAGCCAGCAGGCCGUCCAAAGCAGCAGCCGGCCUGUUGGCUGAGACCUCCAGCUUGUCUUCCUUCUCACCAGCUGGGAUCGAGAACCACUUUGUGACCGAUGACCUUCCCCUGUGGACCUGGGUCUCCAGCAGAGGCUGCCUUGUGGACGCACAAAGCGCCCUCAAAUGGUUCACGCUGCAGUCAGCUUUGAACUCCUGCGCUCAAUCCUUGACCCUCUCCAUCAGCCCCAGUCAUGCUGCCCAGUGGAGGAAGCAGAUCUUCCGACAGCUGUCGGAAAGGACUCAUCGAGAGUUGGACAACUUCAGACAUUACGAACAGGCGGUGGAACAAUCCGUCUGGGUCAAAACCGGAACUUUGCAGUGGUGGAGAAGCUGGAAGCCCUACCGUUGGGUUGACGUGCAGGUGGCCCUGGAACAGUUCACUGCCAACGACGGGACCCGGGACAGCAUUCUCUUUAUCUACUACACACACAACGAGGAAAAGAAGUACAUCCACAUGUUCCUCAAUGAAGUGACUAUCCUAGUUGAGAUUCUGAAUGAGGCCAAACAUUCUUUUGCUCUCUACACACCGGAGAAGACUAAACAACGGUGGCCCAUCCGCCUAGCGGCAAGCACCGAACAAGAAAUGCGUCAUUGGCUGGCACUGCUGAACAUGUCUUGUUGUGAGGGCCGGCAGCUCCAGGGCCCCCCUUCUCAUGAAGCCAUCUGGUCGCUGACCUGCAAAGGCGACAUCUUUGUGAGUGAGCCCAGCCCUGACUUGGAGGCUUUAGCACACCCGAUGCCUUGUGAUCAAAUGUUUUGGCGCCAAGUCGGAGGACAUCUGCGCCUGAUUGAAUGUAACAGUGACGGCAUCGUGUGGGGAGUAAGUUAUGACCACACCGCUUGGAUUUACACUGGUGGAUACGGAGGAAGUUUUUUGACGGGGCUGGCAGGCAGCACUGAGAACAUUCACACCCAGACCGACGUGAAGAGCGUCCAUAUUUAUGAAAACCAGCGGUGGAAUCCUGUCACGGGCUACACUAACAGAGGCCUGCCCACCGACCGGUAUAUGUGGAGCGAUGUGUCUGGCUUACGCGAGUGUACCAAAGCGAACACCAAGCCUCCAUCGCCCCAGUGGAGUUGGGUGUCUGACUGGGCUAUCGAUUUCAGCGUUUCGGGCGGGACUGACCGAGAAGGUUGGCAAUACGCAGGCGAUUUUCCCGCGUCUUAUCACGGCUACAAAACAAUGAAGGACUUCGUGCGCCGGAGACGCUGGGCCAGGAAGUGUAAAAUCGUCACAAGUGGGCCCUGGCUGGAAGGGCCUCCGAUCGCUUUGCGAGAUGUUUCUAUCAUGUCACAGCCUCCUGGCUCCAAGGAAGAGUUUGUUCCUCUCUGGGGCAUCAGCGACAAGGGAGACGUGCUCUGCCGGCUGCAGGUCACACCCCAAAACCCAGCGGGCACCUCCUGGCUGCACGUGGGAACAGACCAACCCUUUGUAUCAGUCUCCAUAGGAAUGUUCCACCAAGUCUGGGCUGUUGCCCAAGAUGGAUCGGCAUUCUGUCGCGGUUCAGUCUCUUCCAAAAAACCAGAAGGCGAAUGCUGGUACCACGUCCCUUCACCUCUGAAGCAGAAAUUAAAGCAAGUCUCCGUGGGACGAACGGCUGUGCUGGCCGUGGAUAAAAAUGGUAAUUUGUGGUUUCGUGCUGGAAUCACACCAAGUUACCCUCAAGGAUCUAGUUGGGAACACAUUUCGAACAACGUCCGCAAAGUUUCCGUUGGACCCUUGGAUCAGAUCUGGGUGAUAGCUGACAAAGUCCAAGGGAGUCACAGUCUGAGCUGUGGAACUGUCUGCCACCGGACCGGAGUCCAGCCUCUGGAACCAAAGGGGGUCUCUUGGGACUACGGCAUUGGGGGAGGAUGGGAACACGUCACCAUACGAGGAAACGCAACCGAAAGCAUCAAGAUGGCAGCUCGGGAUGACCCAAGCAGCUCUCCUCCUGACCUUAGUAGCUUAGAGGUUCAUGGAAGCCACCAGUCACAAACAACCGUUUUUGUAGAUGGUGUCCAAGGCUUGGACAGAAACGCUGUCCAAUGUUGACCGGUCUCUUCAAGUUUCCACCUCCGGCUCAUUCCGUGUGUCCUAGAUCAUGGAAGCUACACCGAAGAGUAGACUGGUUUUCGAACACUCGCUCCGAGCGGGCAAAGA